Sinocyclocheilus anshuiensis is the source of this 1504-nucleotide messenger RNA. Its product is annotated as forkhead box protein G1-like. Bases 166 to 1416 code for a protein of 416 amino acids. Gene Ontology annotation, molecular function: DNA-binding transcription factor activity; sequence-specific double-stranded DNA binding. NCBI's taxonomy places the organism in Eukaryota, Metazoa, Chordata, Actinopteri, Cypriniformes, Cyprinidae. Gene Ontology annotation, cellular component: nucleus. The transcript is spliced from 2 exons. The record is from RefSeq and is a predicted model, not a curated record. Gene Ontology annotation, biological process: regulation of transcription by RNA polymerase II.
GCACUGGAACAGGCGCUAAGAACUGCUCAAUGAUUGGCUGCGCGGUUAAUACUUAUGCUGCUGUGGUUGGCUGCAGUCUCUAAAAAGGAGUUGCCAGAGCAAGAGAUUUGAAGUCCAACUGCUGCUGCCGCUGCUGCUGGUUGUUGCUACUGUAUCUUACUUGUGAUGUUGGAUAUGGGAGAAAGGAAAGAAGUCAAAAUGAUUCCUAAAUCAUCGUUCACUAUAAACAGUCUGGUUCCCGAAGCCGUCCAAAGCGACAACCACAAUCAUCACCACCAACACCACCACAGAGCGGUGCAUGAGGAAGGGGAGAAGACUCCUUUACCUGUCCAAGCACAGGAGCAAAAGUCGGAGAACACUUGCGCUAAAAGUGACAAUUCAUCCCACGACUCCUCGUGCACGGACGAGAAGGAGAAGCAGGAAGAGAAACGGGACUCGAAAGAAGGCGAAGGAGGCAAAGAAGGCGACAAGAAAAACGGCAAGUACGAGAAACCACCUUUUAGCUACAACGCUUUGAUUAUGAUGGCUAUUCGGCAGAGUCCGGAGAAGCGAUUAACCCUUAACGGCAUUUACGAGUUCAUUAUGAAAAAUUUCCCGUAUUACCGGGAGAACAAGCAGGGAUGGCAGAAUUCCAUCAGACACAACUUGAGUUUGAACAAAUGUUUUGUUAAAGUGCCCCGGCACUACGAUGACCCCGGGAAGGGGAACUACUGGAUGCUUGAUCCCUCCAGCGACGACGUGUUCAUUGGCGGCACGACGGGCAAACUUCGGCGCAGAUCGACCACUUCUAGGGCAAAGCUGGCGUUUAAAAGGGGCGCGAGGCUUACUUCCACCGGACUGACAUUUAUGGAUAGAGCUGGCUCUUUAUAUUGGCCCAUGUCGCCGUUCCUCUCACUCCACCAUCCGAGGGCGAGCAGCGCGUUGGGUUACAACGGCACGUCCUCGGCUUACCCUAGUCACCCAAUGUCCUAUAGCACAAUGUUGACUCAAAACAGUUUGGGGAACAAUCACUCUUUCCCUGCCUCCAAUGGCUUGACUGUUGACAGACUCGUGAAUGGAGAGAUUCCGUACGCCACACACCACCUCACAGCGGCCGCUUUGGCCGCCUCUGUGCCAUGUGGGCUCUCCGUACCCUGCUCCGGGACGUACUCUUUGAAUCCGUGUUCAGUGAACCUACUGGCGGGCCAGACCAGUUAUUUCUUCCCCCACGUCCCUCACCCAUCCAUGGCCUCCCAGAGCAGCACAUCCAUGAGCUCCCGGGCCGCCUCUUCCUCCUCCCCGCAAACGGCCUCCUCUCUCCCGUGUGACUCCUUAAGGCCUUCCCUACCUAGUUUUUCCUCCGGUCUUUCCAGCGGACUUUCUGACUACUUCACACAUCCGAAUCUAGGGUCAACAUCAAAUCCACUUAUACACUAACUAGCAUCCACAGGAUCAGACUGUAAGUGAACAUUUUACACCAAUUUACACUGUAAUAUAUAUAAAUGAAAAAAAUUAAAGAGAAUGA